CCGCUGUCAAAACAGCAAGCCGAAAUUUCAUUUUGACGCGUCAAAAACGGAAUAUCAGUGGAGUACAUUUGCAUUACAGAUGAAAAUUGCAGUCUUUUCCUGAAAUAGUGUGAAAUCCGGUAUUCCGAAGUUGACGGAAUCAUCUACAACUUCUUGACCAAAAGCCUAUGAUGAAUCCGUAUGGUUUUCUCUAGCGCUUGAUUACGCUCAAGAAGAGAUUGAUGUAUUGUUGUUAAUGAGAUUAAAACCUCUACUGGAGUUCACGACUGGCCUCUUCCUUCUUGGUUGGUUUGGUUGCUACUUUUUACACACAGGAAUUUGUUCUUUUCGCAAGCGCACUCACGUAUAUUCCUCCGUAAAAUUCCAAUAAGUUUGCUAUUCCUGUUUUCCUGCUCGGAACGAAGCUCACUGGCUACUACUGCACAGAGCCUUCGGCAUCCUAUAUCGCUAAACAACUCUAGGAUUCUAGGAAACUAGAGCGCACAAAAAUGGCUAAUAAGAUGGUCGGGAAGGGUAAAUUACCCGUCGAAUCAGAAGAUGCUCAAAAAUUGAGAUUCCAAGUUGAGUUAGAAUUUGUCCAAUGCCUUGCAAAUCCAAACUAUCUGCAUUUUCUAGCGCAACGCGGAUUUUUUAAGGACAACGCAUUUAUUAAUUAUCUGAAGUAUCUGCUCUACUGGAAGGAUCCCGAAUAUGCCAAGUAUCUGAAGUAUCCGAUGUGUCUGUAUUUUCUGGACCUGCUGCAAUAUGAACAUUUUCGACGGGAAAUUGUCAAUGCACAAUGCUGUAAAUUCAUCGAUGAUCAAACGAUUCUGCUCUGGCAGCACUACACUCGCAGGCGAACGAGACUUUCCUCUCUGGGAACAACUAGUCUUACUGGGUUGGCUGUUGGAGGUCAGCCUGUCGGGGGCGGUGUGCAGGGUACACUACUUUCCAAUGAACCCGUUCCGUUGGCCACUAACAAUAAUAACACCAAUAGCACAAAUGCAAACAACAUUCAACAGCAACAACAGCCUCCUACGCAGCAACAGCAACAAAACGGAGGACCUAUGGUCCAGCAAAAUGGGUUGCCAAAUAACACCGGAAUGCCCGGAGUCGUCUUAGGUGCUUCUGGUGGAGGAAAUAUCAGCGGUCAAAAGGUAUCCUAAGCAGGCAGUUCGAUAUGUACAGCGUUUCGAAAAGUUUAAGUUUUCUUGUGUAAAAAGACUGUUUUUAAUGCUUACAAUAAAAUUUAGU
Sabethes cyaneus is the source of this 1233-nucleotide messenger RNA. RefSeq names its product mediator of RNA polymerase II transcription subunit 31 (gene MED31). Bases 489 to 1145 code for a protein of 218 amino acids. The transcript is spliced from 4 exons. Gene Ontology annotation, biological process: regulation of transcription by RNA polymerase II. The record is from RefSeq and is a predicted model, not a curated record. NCBI's taxonomy places the organism in Eukaryota, Metazoa, Arthropoda, Insecta, Diptera, Culicidae. Gene Ontology annotation, cellular component: mediator complex; core mediator complex. Gene Ontology annotation, molecular function: transcription coregulator activity.